GCAACCUCGAGUACUCCUUUUGGGUACAAAACGCGAGAGGGGGAUGAUGUGAAUGGGCGAGAAUAAUUAAUCGGCGUGUGCCACCACCUGCGUCAGACCUGUCACAAGCGACCCCGACGCGUCGAGCGACGCAACACGAACCGCCGCCGGCGCUUUGUGUGCCGCCCCGCGAGUAAAACCUCUCCCGAGCGGCGAUCGAAUUUAUCAAAUAACUCGACGAGGUCUCUCUCUCUCUCUCUGUUCGUCUCUCGCCGCAAGUCGCCCGCUCGACAAAUUUACCUGCACGCGAGCCGCGACGCGACACGAGCACCGAUGGCUCUUCUGGACGAGAUCCGCAGCGCGUCCCUCUGGCGCGCCGCGUUCGCCGAGGCCGUGGGCACUUUCCUCCUCGUCCUCGCCGUGCUCGGCGCGGCCUGGCCCGGCACGACGGGAGAAGGGCCCUCUGCCGACGCCGCCUGCGGCUGCGGCUGCGUCGGUGGCGCGGCGGCCUCCCUGCCCGUGGCGCUGAGCGCCGCCUUCUCGUGCGCGGCGCUGUCCCACAGCCUGGGACCGGCGAGCGGCGCGCAGCUCAACCCCGCCGUCACGGUGGCCCUGCUGUGCACGCGCCGCCUUGGGGCCCUGCCCUCGGUGGCCUACGUGUUGGCGCAGUGCCUGGGCGCGGUCCUGGCGGCCGGGGUGGUUGCCCUGCUGCUGCCGGAACGGUCCGGCAGAAAGUACUUGGUCACGUCGAUUGGCAGCGAGGGCAACGCGGGGCAGGCGCUGGCUGCCGAGCUCCUCUGCAGCUUCCAGCUGGUGCUGAGCGCGCUCGCCGGGGAGGAGCACCGCGUGCGCCGCUCCGGGGAAGCGGGGCCGCUGCCCGUCGGGCUGGCACUGGGCGCCGGAAUCCUCGCCUCGGAGAAGUUCUCGGGAGGCAGCCUCAAUCCAGCGCGGUCGUUUGGACCAGCACUCGUGUGCGGAUUAUGGAAACACCACUGGGUCUACUGGAUGGGGCCUCUGCUGGGCGGCCUCCUGGCUGCCGCCGCUCACGACCUCGUCUUCUCGUCGGCCGCGAACCGCGACCGCCUCGUCGCGUGCGCCACGUGCCGCGACAUCGAGAUCACGGAGGCGCGCAGCGCGUCCCGCUCGUCGCUGGCGCCGCUGCCCGGCGUGGCCGCCGCGCCCGCGAUCCCCAAGCGCCACUCCAAAGUGUCCGCCGUGAAGCCCGAGGCGGAGGGAUGAGUCCGUGGGGAGGGCUCGCCGAUGGCCGUUAUGUGAUUAUUGUUAUUAUUAUUCGUCUGCUUUGUCAAGUUCGCUGCCCCGUGGGGGUUUUCUUCGCGGUGUGUUUUUUUUCUCCGGUAUCCUUCGCCAUAGCUCAGAGCUCGGUAACCAAAAUAACAAGAAAAGCCUUUUUUUUUUGUUCGAAUCCGGUCAAAAUGAAAAAAACUCAGUAUUUCAAGAGCCGCAAUGCGUGUGCGCCGCGUGCCGCGACAUCGGGACCGCGGAGGUGCACAGCUUGUCCCGCCAGUCGCUAGCGCCGCUGUCCGGAGCCGCCGCGCCCGCACUCCCCGUGGUCGUGUCGAUUAUCCUCCGGGUCCUCCGGUUUUUCCCGUCACAUUUAGAAACCCCAUGCGUUUGCAGUAUUCGGUUGCUAUAGAUUUGCACGUGAUGAGCCGCUUCGUUGAGCUAUCAUUUGUGGCCAGGACGCUUUUGCAAAAUUGUUAUAUAGCUCAGUGGGGCCUUACCUGGUCAAAUAAAAAAAAUAGUUUAUUUUGUAGUGUGAAACGAGAAGGGCCUGAUUGGCUCUCUGUGGCGUGGUCUGGGGAGCAUACGAUCAUGCACCUGACGGUGUUGUUAUAACUAGGGCACUUCUAAACUCCAGUGUUGGUGGGCAUCUUCCUGCUGUGCUCACAACCCGUGCACGCUCCUCCGCCACCGGUGAGCGAAUGUUUUUUUUGAGGAGGGAACGAGUCGGGCAGAGAGCGGCGUUUAUCGUGUAACGCAACUUUUUGCAAGAGAAGGGGCUUGUCAUUCGCAUUCUUUAUUUCAAUCAUCGCACGGCGGCUGACGAUGAGGCCGGACCAACUUCUUCAGCGCCUUUAUUUCCCCCCGGUCGUGGCGAUCGUUUUUACUGCUGGCCCAUUUGUUUUUUUUUUUGUUUCAAGUCGGGCCUCCUUUAGGCCGUCAAUCCACCCCUGGCGUGGACGGCCCCUUCUUCCUGCCCCCCCAACCCCCCCCACCCCCCCAACCCCCUCCACGUGGCAAUGCAAAGCCACCGAUGCCAUCCGUUAGUCUCCAUUCUCUGAUAGGUGCCCGCUGCGGUUCAUGUGAUGAAACUCCCCAAAGCCGCUGCGCUGCGUGGUGGCCAGUAGACGGCAGUAUGGCAAGCGGCUCUGUACAUCUUCUCGCGUGAACAAAAAAAUCCCUCCCAAUUGCAAAACACUUUGUGAAAACUAUUUUGGCCUAACGUGCUAGCAGAGGAUCCUGGUUAAACAAAAAACAUUCAAGACACUUCCCAGGAUAAAUGAAGAGUGAAAGUGCAGCGCUACAAUCGCUCGCUGCUUCGUGAAUGUAUUUAUUAUAUUUAGGAUCGUCUUGCAUUGAGUGUUUUUUUCCACAUUUGAAAGAAAAUGGCUUUUCUCAUUAUUGUGGUUGCCCACCCCUUGCAUCAGCAUAUCAAUCAAUGGAAUAUUUUUUUAACUUUUUUAGAUUAAAUACUGCGAAACGAAUUCGAAAAAUGCAUUUAAUUUAAUUUAUGCGAUCAAGAGUGACUGGGCUGACACCAUCAACUCCCUACAUUUGAGAACCUGGUUUAAUCACACGUGACUGUUUGGAUGCUAACCCUGGAUCUCAGUGGCUCUGACUCAGUGGCUCUGAACCUUCAACCGACGUAGUUUAUGAGCGCCCAUGUGGUCAACGUGCAUCACCCUCCCUGUGUCAGCGAGCUAACGACACUCACAGCAAACGCAAUUUGGUCGAUAGAUGCUCCUCCGUGAUCCACAUUUAAAUUUGGAUGCCACGUGGCUGUGAUUGUAUGCCAACAUUAUUGUCGUGAACCCUUCACCACCCGACAGCGUUGUCACGUUUGCAAAGAUAUGAUUCAUACGAUGCCCAUGUGCCGUUCAAAUUCUCACCAAUAAAGCUCCUCUUCA
Molecule: messenger RNA, 3128 nt
Organism: Lethenteron reissneri (Far Eastern brook lamprey)
Lineage: Eukaryota; Metazoa; Chordata; Hyperoartia; Petromyzontiformes; Petromyzontidae
Product: aquaporin-like
Biological process (GO): water transport; transmembrane transport
Cellular component (GO): plasma membrane
Molecular function (GO): water channel activity
Source: RefSeq, a predicted model, not a curated record